Dinoponera quadriceps is the source of this 1341-nucleotide messenger RNA. Its product is annotated as eukaryotic translation initiation factor 2 subunit 2-like. Gene Ontology annotation, biological process: formation of cytoplasmic translation initiation complex; formation of translation preinitiation complex; translational initiation. The coding region runs from base 188 to 1141 and encodes 317 amino acids. The transcript is spliced from 6 exons. Gene Ontology annotation, cellular component: eukaryotic translation initiation factor 2 complex. Gene Ontology annotation, molecular function: mRNA binding; translation initiation factor activity; translation initiation factor binding. Lineage: Eukaryota; Metazoa; Arthropoda; Insecta; Hymenoptera; Formicidae. The record is from RefSeq and is a predicted model, not a curated record.
UCCAGUUCUCUUUCGUUUAUAGGUCGGUGAGGGUCGGAUUUUCUGAUGCAAUCCGCCGCGGUCUGUGUACAUCGUGGGAAAUUGUGAGAAUUGCUACGUCUCUCUCGUGUAUUUCGCAUCGCUUAAAUCGCCGGGAAAGCUGUUAUUUUCCUGCCCUGAGGAAAAAGAACGCAGAAAAAGCAGCGAAAUGACGGAGGAAGAUUCGGUAUUCGAUCCCAACAUGAAGAAAAAGAAGAAGAAGAAGAAGAUCACCUUCGAUCUCGACGCAGAUCUCAAUGAGGGAGGCAGCAAUGAUGAUGCAACGGAAGAUACUGUGGAUAAAGAAAAUCAAGAGCCCGAGUCAGCUGCUAUUGAGGAUGAUGGAACAAUGGACUUGGAGAACUUUGGCAAAAAGAAGAAGAAGAAGAAGAAGGUGUUCAAUUUCGACGAAUUAGAGGCAACUUUGCCCGAUACAAAGAAGGAGGAACCUGUGGAGCAACAAACAGAAGAAGUUGUGGUGGACGACAAUUUAGACUUAGAUAUGGACUUCUCCAAGACUAAGAAGAAGAAAAAGAAGAAGAAGGAUCUCGAUGAAUUGGUGGCUGAGGACGAGCGUAAAGAUACUGAAGAGAAAGAUAAUGUGGAGGAGGCGAAUACAUGGGAGGCUUCGGACAGGGACUACACGUACGAGGAAUUACUGACUAGAGUAUUUACCAUCCUGCGAGAGAAGAACCCCGACAUGGUAGCUGGUAAGAAACAGAAGUUCGUCAUGCGUCCGCCACAGGUGGUGCGUAUCGGAACGAAGAAAACGUCUUUCGCCAAUUUCACCGAGAUUUGCAAAACGUUGCACAGGCAACCGAAACAUUUACUGGACUUCUUGCUCGCCGAGUUGGGAACGAGCGGCUCGGUGGACGGUAACAACCAGUUGAUCAUCAAGGGUCGUUUCCAACAGAAGCAAAUAGAAAACGUUCUUAGGAGAUACAUCAAGGAAUACGUCACGUGUCACACAUGCCGCUCGCCGGACACAAUCCUCCAAAAGGAUACCCGGCUCUUCUUUUUACAGUGCGAGACCUGCGGAUCGAGGUGCUCGGUCACCAGCAUAAAGUCUGGCUUCCAGGCCGUCACAGGGAAGCGUGCUGCUAUGCGUGCGAAAACUGCCUAAACAAUCAUCCACAAGAGUCUCCUCGUUCUUCAUUUUCGCAAGAUGCCUGUUGUGCUUUAUUUGUUGAGAGAGUGCAGUCCUAUAUAUAGAAGAAAGAAGUUUGGACCCUUACCAAUCAGGAGCAUCAAAUGAAUAAAAGCGUAGCGUAAGAGAGCUGCUGGUCGCGAGUUCAACGCUAUGAGAUAUCAAUAAAGCGAUUG